AUGAAAGUUACGAUCGUUUUAAUCUGUUUUUUGUUGGCAACGGCAAGUCCCACUGGAGAGCGGAGUGCUAAGUUCAGCCACUCCCUACCCAGUCACGCUAGGUAUCUGACGCAUCUGACAACAGCCAGUGAUUUCCUGUUUCCUACAAUAUUUACUGUUUGUGGAAGUCUUUUGGCAUUGUCACUGGUAGCAGUACACACAAAAAGUUAUGUUUGGCUUCGAAAUGACAAAGUUGAGAAGAAUGGCGCCCGUUUGGAUUUCUCACCUGGUCCCGUUAUCCCUCUUUACGUCCAUCGUGUCACGCAAGAAAGAAUGCAAUCAGCCGCUAAACGCCCUGUCACACAAGUCAAUAGGCUCCCAGCGAGCUCAGCGAGCACUGUUAAGGAGGCUACUGAAGGUGACGGUCGUGAACUGAGGAAGAAACGGCGACAAAUGCUGCGCGAGAAAAGAAAAGAGAGACGUGCAAAGGGACCGCUCAUUGAUCCCGAGGUACUGAAAAGAAUCAACCAGGAGUGGCAGUUGAUUUACGGGUUCACAAACAGAGAUCUAUUCCACAUUGAAAACGAGUUAGAAAAUACGGUUGCCAAGAUUCGCUCUGUUUAUUCUAAGAAAGACAAGGCUAUCAAAUUUGACGAUUCCGUUCACGUUAUGUUUGUCGAGAAAGAAAACAAAGGACGUCGGGUGAAGAGAUCGCGAAAAAUGGAAAAACAUGCCACGAAAUGUGACACAGAAUCUCAUUCAGCAGCUUAUAUUCAGUUUAUUGUUUGAGGACUGCA
Molecule: messenger RNA, 776 nt
Organism: Pocillopora verrucosa
Lineage: Eukaryota; Metazoa; Cnidaria; Anthozoa; Scleractinia; Pocilloporidae
Source: RefSeq, a predicted model, not a curated record